AUGGGCAACACCGUGCACAGGACCCUGCCAGACCCGAGCCCGCCGGCUCGCCUCCUGGCCACCCGGCCGUGCUGUGGCCCCGGCCCCGAGCGGCGCCCAGUCCUGGGCGAAGCGCCGCGCUUCCACGCACAGGCCAAAGGCAAGAACGUGAGGCUGGAUGGCCACUCACGCCGGGCCACUCGACGCAACAGCUUCUGCAACGGCGUCACGUUCACGCAGCGGCCCAUCCGGCUGUACGAGCAGGUACGGCUGCGCCUGGUGGCCGUGCGCCCGGGCUGGAGCGGCGCGCUGCGCUUCGGCUUCACGGCGCACGACCCAUCGCUCAUGAGCGCCCAGGACAUCCCCAAGUACGCCUGCCCCGACCUUGUCACGCGGCCUGGCUACUGGGCCAAGGCGCUGCCCGAGAACCUGGCGCUGCGCGACACCGUGCUGGCCUACUGGGCGGACCGCCACGGCCGCGUGUUCUACAGCGUCAACGACGGCGAGCCCGUGCUCUUCCACUGCGGUGUGGCCGUGGGCGGCCCGCUCUGGGCGCUCAUCGACGUCUACGGCAUCACCGACGAGGUGCAGCUCCUCGAGAGCGCAUUCGCCGACACGCUGACGCCCGCGCGCCUCAGCCAGGCCCGCUUCAGCGCCUGCCUGCCGCCCAGCAGCCACGACGCCGCCAACUUCGACAACAACGAGCUCGAGAACAACCAGGUGGUGGCCAAGUUGGGUCACCUGGCGCUGGGCCGCGCCCCGGGCCCGCUGCCCGCCGACGCCUCGGCCGCCGCCAUCCCGUGCGGGCCUCGCGAGCGCCCGCGGCCCGCAUCGUCGCCGGCGCUGCUCGAGGCUGACCUGCGCUUCCACGCGACGCGCGGACCCGACGUGAGCCUGUCCGCCGACCGCAAAGUGGCCUGCGCGCCGCGGCCCGACGGCGGCCGCACGCUUGUCUUCUCCGAACGCCCGCUGCGACCCGGCGAAAGCCUCUUCGUGGAGGUGGGCCGCCCGGGGCUGGCGGCGCCCGGCGCGCUGGCCUUCGGCAUCACGUCGUGCGACCCGGGCGGGCUCCGACCAGCGGAGCUGCCGGCCGACCCCGACGCGCUGCUCGACCGCAAGGAGUACUGGGUGGUUGCGCGUGCCGGGCCCGUGCCGAGCGGCGGCGACGCACUCAGCUUCACGCUGCGGCCCGGCGGCGACGUGCUCCUGGGCGUCAACGGGCGCCCGCGCGGCCGCCUGCUGUGCGUCGACACCACGCAGGCGCUCUGGGCCUUCUUCGCCGUGCGCGGCGGCGCCGCCGGCCAGCUGCGCCUCCUCGGCACCUUGCAGUCCAGCCCUGCGACCACGUCCCCAUCAGGGUCCCUCAGCGGCUCCCAGGAUGAUAGCGAUUCUGAUAUGGCCUUCAGUGUCAACCAGUCCUCCUCAGCAUCUGAGUCAUCCCUGGUGACCGCACCCAGCUCCCCGCUGAGCCCCCCAGUGUCCCCUGUGUUCUCCCCACCAGAGCCGGCAGGCAGCAAGAAUGGCGAGUGCACGGUGUGCUUUGACGGGGAAGUGGACACAGUCAUCUACACGUGUGGACAUAUGUGUCUGUGCCACAGCUGUGGCCUACGGCUCAAGAGGCAGGCCCGCGCCUGCUGCCCCAUCUGCCGGCGACCCAUCAAGGAUGUCAUUAAGAUCUACAGGCCGUAGCCUGGCCUGCCAAUGGGCCUUGGCCAGAGCAAGGUCACCUUUCUGAAGGCCCCCUGAGCCAGACAACCACUAUGGCCACCACGGAGUCCAAGGGCAGUGGCCAUCCCAUCUGCCACUCUCCAAUGGUGGGCAAGGCGUGACAGUCAUGGAGAUGAGGCCCUGGAGGUCUGAGCCCAGGCAAGGGCUGCUUCUGGCUCAAAAGUGCUUUGCCCCCAAAAGGCCGUCCCAAAAGCAAGCUCAGGAACUGCCUAGCAGACCACCCUGUCCCUCGGUGACCUCUCGGCUGGGAAACAGCAUUCCCUGUGCAAUGCUUUUUGCUGGAGUUGGGUUGAGUGUGUGUGAGAGAGGGUGAGGGGAGGGAGUGGCCAGAGAAGAGAGAGAGAAGGUGUGUGAGCGAACGAGUGAGAGAGAACGCAUAGGUAUUUAUCCAGGGAUCCUGGCUCUGGGAGGUUAUUUAACACUAAGGAAUGUGCAAUCCAGAGCCCAGACGGUAGCGUGACUAGAAAUUGUUCACUUUCUGGGGCUGUAACGUCAGCUGGUUUUGAAUGUAUGAAGCCUGCACCUAAACAGAACUCCCUUGGAUGGUAUAGAAAAGGGACACUCAGAUUUUCUAAGGGAAGGAAAAAAUAGCUCAUUGUUUACAGCUCCAAAGCAGCAACGCCUUGGGGGGAAGGUGGGUGGAGAACAGAAAAGAACAAUUUGCUUUUUUAGUUUCUUCCUCAGUCCUGGAGAGGAGUUUUGAUGGGUGCUGCGGCCCACCGAGAGCUCUGGGUGGUGUCAUCCCCAGAAGCCUCUUCACCCCUUCACCCCAGACAGCCUAAUAAUAAGCAUAGUGCACCUUGACUCGGUCCCUCUAGAUGCUUUUCGUCUGUCCCAUCCCUUGCUGUCCCCAAGAAGAAGGCAAGCAGCAGGUUCUCUUUUCCUGGGGAGAAAGAAUCCUGGAGGCAGGUGACCCACCUGCAGUUGGAAAGGCCACCCCAUCACACAGACGGCUCUUCACAAUUCGUGUUGUCAGCCCGGGCCUGGCAUUCACCAGCAGCCGUGGGCAUCACCAGGACAGCCUGCCGGGGAGGCGGUAGGAAGAAAAGACCUUGCAACUGGUUCUGAUUCUCAGCUUCCCUUUCGCUGCUGAUUACUAAGAUGUUAAAUGAUCAUUAAGAUGUUAAGAGCUGAGACAUUAAAAUGCUGACCUUGGGACUCUCCCCCUUCCCAGAGCCAUUUGCAGGCAUUUCCUGGGACCUGGCCCUGUCCCCGACUUCCUCACCCCUGUGGAGGCCCAUGUCUGCAGACUCCCACACCACCCCCGGUCUGAUAGGCUGGCCCAGGCCGGCUCCUCCCUUCUGCCCCCAGUUCAGGGCCUAACCUCUGCCCUAUCUUGUGCUGUACUUUUAAGGAAGCCCCUGGGCCUCUCUGAUUCUCAGUUCUCAAUCUGUCCAACGUGAGGCCCAGUACCUUCCCACUCCAGAACCCAUGAGAGAACCAGCAUAACAUCUAAAAAGCCCAAGACACCCUACAAAGAACAGGUAACAUUUUUACUACAAUUCCUAAUCUGUUCCUCUGCUGCACAGAUGAUGGCAGAGAAAGGAGAACAUUCAGUUUCUGCAUUCGUAGAACACAUGUGUGCUGGGUGUCUGGGGGCCCAGAGCCCAGCCCAGUUGGGCCCUCAUCAAAUCAAAGCCUGUAAGACCAGGUGGUCUUUGUAAUGUUCUAGGCCUUGGACCACCUGCUUCUUCUCUGCCUGGAGUGGUCAUAGUGUUCUGACCUGAUCUCAACUUCAAAACCCCCACUCUUGCCCCUGCAAGAACCCCUGAUUGGUUAUUGUCCCCCUAGUGAAUCUGGGAAACUUGCCCACCUUUAAAUUUUGUGACGGAAGUUUUUGGGGAGGACAAGAGCCAGAGACGCUGGGUAGCACUCAGUGCCCAGCUGCGUCUGGCCAGCAGGAGCCUUCCACUUUCCCCAUGUAUGGGCCCAGACCACGUGGGAGAGGACUUGUGACCUCCUCCCCACCAGACCUGGUUCUCCAGGCAGCAGUGCCCGCUGACCGGAUUGAGCCAGUCACAAGCUGUGGUGGUCCUCGAAGCCAGCGGGAGGCAGCUGGUCUCCGCUGCCUCUUGCCCUUCCUAACUGCCCCCACCCCUGGGUUCCAGCCAGGGCCAUGUACAGCCACCACCAGGAAACCAGUGACUGAGGGCCUGGACCCGACGUGGACCGGGCCAUGCUCCUGGUGACCUGUUACCUGGAUCAAAAGGAGCUGGUGGCCUGUUUAACUUGCUCUGCAGCUGCUAUAAAUAGCCUCCCUGUUUCCAAGAGGAAUUAAGGGGGUGUUUAUCUUCUAAAACCCAGACAUUUCCUGAUGCUCUAAAGUGAUUUAUUCAGUGCUAUAGAGGAGCUGCUCACGUGGCCCUCACAUGGCGGGAGAAAGAGGAAAGGGAAGCCCUCUCUUUCACUUCCCGUCAUUACGCGCUGCGGCGCCGGGCUGGAGAGGCGUCUCCACGCAUCGAUCCUGUGAGGCAGGUCUUCUUACCCCACUGGGCCACAUCUAAAACACCACCGAUGGUAAAAUACACAAUUUUAUGUACCGCUAAGGGAAAAAAUGCAAAUAUAACUGUAAGAUACCACAGCUAUAUGAUUCAUUCUAAUCAGACUUGAAAUGUGGGGGGAAAAAAAACCAGCUGUGCUAUUUAGAAUUGACAAACCAUGGUAUUAUUCCCAUUUGACAGGUAAGAGAACUGAGGUCCUGUGAGUGAAGUGAUAAGAUCACAUGCAAUAGGUGGUAGGGCUGGGAUUCAAACCCAGGAGCGUCUGGUGCUGAAUUCCACUCUCUCAGCUGCCUGGCCCCAAGCCCCGGAAAGCUUGAGAUGGCCUUGAGUUUUCUUUCUUGAAACUUCUCUGGGCAGCCCCUGGAGAGAGCCUGGGCACCUGUGCCUGUAUGGAGGUUUCCAGCCCCAGGCUGUGGUCCCUCUGCCACCCAUACCCUAGAAGGACAAGUGUCCUUCCUUUCAGGCUCACCUUCCUGCUGCCCACCUUCUCCUGGCAGAGCUGAGCUAUGUGAGAUCCUGAGUCCAGCCUGAAGGCCUCCUUUGGUGACACAGGGGUGCACGUAUGGGGCAACUUCGGGGAGGGGCUGAGGGCAUUGUCCCACCGCCUUCCUGGGCUUCAACACUGCCACCCCCUCAGGCAGGGACGCUAGGGCUAAGAAGGGGGAGACCAGAAGAUACUCUCUUGUUGUGGUCUUGUGCCUGGUUAUUUUGAACCACCAGAGAAACUGGGCUCUUUCCAAGUCAACACAAGCUCCUUUUCCUAGUCCAUUCCCAGAACUGGGAGGCUGCUGGGCUUUAGCUGCUCAGGGCAGCUGCCCCUCUACAUGCGAUAACACUUUGCUAAACACCCACUCAUCAGCAUGGCCUGUGUUCUGGACACGGUGUUGGGAACUGGGCCUGAAGACAGAGCCGCAGGGAGCAGACAGUCCAGGGCUGGACAGAUUUUUAAACUUUUAUUUGCUCCCUCCAGCGCUGGGUCCUGUGCUAGUAUAGUAGGUACUCAUUAAAGAUUUACGGAAGAAAUCCGAAAUCAAGUUACAAGGGCUCAGGGGUUUGGUAAAACACCACAUAUACAUGCACACAAAGUCAUUCAACAAGCAUCUGCUGCAUGCCUACUAGGUGUGGGGUGCUGGGAACGCGGAGCAGAGAGGACAAAACCCUAGCUCUGCCUUCAGAGGCAGAGACAUUAGAGGGUAAUGAGAUGCUAGGGACAGAAUCUUUGGGCUUUCUUGGCCAUUCUCUUGCCUUUGGGGAUCUAUUCUGGUGAGUGCCCAUGACUGCUCUCCUGACCCAGAGCCUGCUGCGUGCUUCGAGAAGCCUCCUCUGCAUUAGAAGUGCCAGGCACCUUGUCAGUGAGCUGCUGCCAAAAUGGCCUUGGGCAGAACCCUCAAAGGCCCCACCGCUGGAUGAUUACCCUCAGGUCCCACCAGGGAGACCCGUGGGGAGAGGGCUACCUGCUACUUUCAGGCUUGGGAGUGGUUGCUGGAAACAAUACCUAGGUCCCCGGGGAGCCCCGUCAGUUCCAGUUGAGAAUGGGCUUGUGCAAAGUCUUGGAGAACGAGAGGCAGUAACCUCCCCCUGCCCAAUCCCAUCCCUGCCCCAGUUCUGGCAGAGGGACGCCUGCUCAGGAACACGUGGCAUUUCUUGGUAUUUAAUUGUCUUCCCCAAGCCCCUAAUGAAAUGACUUGUACACCAAUCUGUCUGUGCCUUACGAAAGUGUCUGUGCACUUUUUAUCCUUUUUAAAAGCAACUUUAAAAAGUGGGCAGGGGACUAGCAUACAUAGUGGUAUUCUAGAAAUAUGUGCUCAUCACUGAAACCCUUCUGCAUUAUGUUUUUGAUGUAGGAGUGAUGAAGUGUACUCUCUCAUCCCAUCCCCCCCACUACCUGUAUACAGACCUUUUUUAAAAAUGUCUCUUUUCUUAUUUUUCUGAUUCAAUACUGUGACUUCUCCAAUACAAUCUAAUCUUUGGGGAUCUGUAAUAAAGGUUUUAAAACUUGGGGGGAGUGGGUUGGAAAGGGUU
This is a messenger RNA of Callorhinus ursinus (northern fur seal), 6230 nucleotides long. It is a transcript of the gene NEURL1B, whose product is annotated as neuralized E3 ubiquitin protein ligase 1B. Gene Ontology annotation, biological process: ubiquitin-dependent endocytosis. Lineage: Eukaryota; Metazoa; Chordata; Mammalia; Carnivora; Otariidae. Gene Ontology annotation, cellular component: early endosome. The record is from RefSeq and is a predicted model, not a curated record. Gene Ontology annotation, molecular function: ubiquitin protein ligase activity.